This is a messenger RNA of Dovyalis caffra, 924 nucleotides long. Lineage: Eukaryota; Viridiplantae; Streptophyta; Magnoliopsida; Malpighiales; Salicaceae. The record is from the annotation of a GenBank genome assembly.
AUGGAUAAAGAUAUGGCCUGCGAGAGGUUCUCUCCUCCUUCUAUCUUGAGGAGUGUAUUAGGUGAUGAGAGUGAUGUUCUUGACCUCUUGAUUAUUGCUGUUCAUGAAACUUUCUUGAAGUCCGGCCUUGUUGGAUUCGAUUCGGUAUCUGGAACACGUGUUAAUGGACUUCAGUUCCCUGAAGAGUGGCCUUCAUCCGCUACCCCGUUGUCAGUUUCCUAUACUCUUCCGGAAGUUUUGGACAAGGAAGAUGUUUCUGAAUCAAUUGUUUUGAAUAUCCGGAGGGUGAUCAAUGGUUGUGUUGUAGUUUCAGGGUCUUUGACAGAGAGUAGGUCAAAGUUGUAUCUGACUUUGGAUCAGAAUAGAUUUGCCCCAGUUUUGGAUUUGCUGAGGAGAAAUUGUCUUGAUGAGGAUAAGAUGAGGGAAGUUUAUGAUUUAUGGAAAACUGUCAAGGAUCAGCUCGUUUUGCCAUUGUCCAUACAACUAUCCGAAAAGACUGGUGCGACCCUUCCACCAUGCUUUAUGCGCCUGUCAUCUUAUUUAAAGCGCAAGAUUUUGGAGUUACUUCCUGCCACCGAUGUUGCAAGAAUGGCAUGCGUUAGUUCGGAGAUGCAGAUUUUGUGUUCGAACGGUGAUUUAUGGAAGCAGAGGUAUGCGGAAGAGUUUGGAUAUGCCUCUGAAACAAAAAGUUGUGGCAACUGGAAAAACAGAUUUGGUUGGGAUUGGAAGAUUAAGAAGAACAAUUAUAAGAAGAAGGAGACAAGAUCAGAGUCGUACCUGCAGGAUUUCUUCGACUCCAGAGGCAGUUUCACUAGCCAAUUCAGGCCUUCUCUUUUGGCACUGAAUACUUAUUAUAAAGAGAAGGAAAUCAGUCCUAGCUCAAACAAAUGCAAAUUUUUAGAUAUGGAUGUUUUCUGCUGCUAG